Molecule: messenger RNA, 963 nt
Organism: Marasmius oreades (fairy-ring Marasmius)
Lineage: Eukaryota; Fungi; Basidiomycota; Agaricomycetes; Agaricales; Marasmiaceae
Exons: 1
Coding region: 1-963 (320 amino acids)
Source: RefSeq, a predicted model, not a curated record
AUGGCCACCCACUACCACGAACCUCAGCCACUCCAACGCAAAUCCUUCGACUCGGAUGUGUACGUUCGAUCUCAGCCUAGGUCAUAUCAGGCUGACCUUGACGUUGAAAGGCUGAACGUCGGUCCUCGAAACUCCAGUCGGCUGAAGACGAGCAGGUCAGGCGCUACGUUGAAGACUAUGAACUUCAGCGAUAUGCGUACCAGCGCUACGGCAGACGCCAGCAACGACAUAAGCGACGGAAAGAAGGGUUCGUUGGGAUUGAAAAGGAAAAUGUCGACCUUCUUUAGCCGGCGGAGGGACCUAACACAGGUGGUAGAGGGGGAUGGUGUACCGGGAUGCGUGUCGAUGCCUAGCCAUCCAAAGAAGAAGGUGGGAGAGGGAGAUGAUGUACCGGGAUGCAUGCCGAUGGCCAGCCUUUCGAAGAAGAAGUCCUUGGCAUUCUCAACAAAAGCUCCAGCAAAGGAACCCAGAACUACGGACGAACAUCAGUCGCAUUUCCGCAGGCUUCGAACGCAGUCGGCCUCGUCCAAGGCUACACUUACAGUCUUGAUCAAUUCAACAACGGCCACGACGUCUAUCGAUAGCAGCAUUACUGACGAAUCUGAUCCCGUCGCUACCCCUCAGACUACCCGUGCGAUGUCACCUCCCUCACUUCCCUCUCCCGGAUUCUCGAAAGAUAACUCCGAGCUCUGGUACACUAGCUUGAUGCAGCACUUUGACCAACACAAACGCGAAGUUCGCCGUUCUCGGUCGUUUUCUGGUUUCAGAAACACCGUAUCUUCGUGGGAUCUGGAGGAUAUGAUUCCGGAUGGGAGGUUCCCGUGGCAGCCUGGGUUUGGAUUGGGGGAAGGUGAGGAGGAUUAUGGUGUUACGGAGAGUAAUACUUUUGUGUCGUUUGAAGAGGAUGCGGAGAGUGUGUAUAGGGCAUGCGAGGAGAUGGGUGGGACUGGUAUCGCUUUUUGA